Messenger RNA from Medioppia subpectinata, 7254 nucleotides. The record is from the annotation of a GenBank genome assembly. Lineage: Eukaryota; Metazoa; Arthropoda; Arachnida; Sarcoptiformes; Oppiidae.
AUGGGAUUGACCCUGAUCAAAGUGGCUGAUGACGAGUACGCAAAGUACCAGGCUCAGAAUAAGCGCAACUGCCACGUUGAACAAAUCAAAGUAAAAGUAGUAAAUGAAUUGACCGAAAACUAUCAUCGGUUACUCAAACAGGCGCUGUCCGAACACACCUAUUUAGAGCCAUAUCAAUUUGAGCCUAUUCACAAGAAUGUGCUUGAUAAAUUGCGUAAAAUACACAAUGAGCUUGUUGACGAGCAAGCUAAUCAAUUAAUUGGCGAAACAAUUGAUUGUUAUAGUGAUUUUUUGGACAAAACUGUGCCUGGUGAGCGUGAAAUUGUUGAGAAAAUAAACGCCGCCAAGUUUGGCAAAACUAGCACAAUUUCCAUACACUUUGGCCAUGAUAGUUUACAGUGUGUUUAUUAUGGCGAUGAUCCGGGUAGUAUGACUAAUAUCACAAACGCUGACGGUUCGCACUUUGUCAACUCGAUCGCUUUUGACAAGGAAUCUGGCACGUUUUUAUACGGCAAUGAUGCACUGGCUUAUUAUGGUCUCAGACAUCCAUUUGAUCUGGUUCAAUUACUGACCAGGAGCUGGAACAUCAAAGAAUUAAAAGAAAUAUGCCCAUUAUAUUUUAUAUUGGCCGAAGAGGGUAACUGUUAUAAAGUGCUCUUGGUCACCAAUCAUGGCCAGUGUCGCCUCUAUGUCGAGUCGAUGAUAGCGUUACAGGUGCGGCAUGUGAAGCACCGGGCGGCACACCAAUUGGGCACGGUCAUCAAUAAUGCUGUUUUUAUUGUGCCCACCUAUGACAAAAUGGACAUGGGCAAAUUUGAGGCCCGCCUGGCCAGCGCGGCAGAUUUAGCCGGCUUUCACCACGCGCAUACUAUCUCCGAGAUGAGUGCCGCUUUUAUUGGCUACACGUACAAUAUGGUCACGUGCGCUGUGCGCCUACCGGUGCCCACCUGUUUCAUGAUGAUCAUGUUUGAAAAUGACACCCGCUAUCAGAUAUCAGUGAUGGAAAUACACAGAUCGAAUGAGAUUCAUUAUCUGGCCUAUGAAUGUCACACAGAUGAACUCCGAAACUCUAAAAUAUGGGACAACUGGUCACUGCGUGAUAAAAAGAUCAAUUUCGAACAUCACCUAGAUGACACAAUCAAACGUGGUGCUUUGAUAUACGGAAAACUAAACGAGGUGCCCAAUAAAUCGCUGCUAAUAAUUACGCUACACGCGGAUAAACCACACGUACAGUUAAGCCCAGGUCAAAUAAAACAAGAGUUGGACAUUUUGCAUAAGCUACACGCAUUUGAUGAAUGUGCAAUUACCAACUCGCACAUUAAACAACCAGUCGCUAAAUCGUACGCUGAUACUUUGAGCAACAAUUUAUCGCCAAGCAAAACUGAACACAUUAAAUAUAAUGCGACCACAUUCAAAGAUCAGGCCAAUAGACAUUAUGUAAACAUUGCCAAAGCUUACCUGGAUCAAACAAAACAGGCCUACGAUAUAGCGGUCAAUAUUGUCAAUAAACUAUACCGCGAGUAUGUGGAGAGUGUUGGCCGGGAUGUGCACGACAAAUUUAUUGCACUUGAUGAAUUGCAAAAACUAUUUGACCAGCGCAUAACAACAAUAAUUGGCAAACUCAACACGGACAUGGACAUUUUUGAACAGAACUGGAACAAACCAAUGGCCAAUCGCAUCAAAGAGACCAAGGGCAAACAGUUGCGCAAAGUCUUAAACAACGUGCAGGGUGAUCUACAACUCCGAAACCUACGCCACGCACCCCCACCCACAGCACUGGGCAUAUACUAUAACCCGGACUACACUCUGGGCGCCCACUUUGAGUACAAUCGAAAAACUACUGAAUUUGUACGUCAAGUCCCGGACAGUGACGGACACCCGGUGUUUGUUAAUUGCAUAGCGUUUAAAGGCAAUGAACUGGUGUUUGGGGCCGACGCCCGGCCGUACGACGGAAACACUACCCCACUCAACAUAACCGGCCUAUUAGGUGCCGACCCGUCGGCCACCACUGAUCAGCGCUGGUCGGGUUUGCCGUUUCAGUUGUUGCCCACACAACCUGUUAUGGCUCGGUUGGUGAUCGGCGCCGACUCCCCGGCCAACAACUUUAACAUUGAGACAAUAGCGGCCCUCCAAUUGUUACGCGUCAAACACGCGGCCGAAACACAACUGGGUGGUAAUCAGAAAAUAACCCAGUUAGUGUUUACUGUGCCCACACAUUAUACAUUGCGCCAAAGGCGGGCGCUGAGAGAUGUAGCAAAAUUGGCCCAAAUUGACCAAGAUAAAGUCUAUAUACUGACAGAAAUGACAGCCAUUGCCAUUUCGUACGCCAUUAAUGUUAAAUUGGACUCAGAAUUGAUCAUGAUUAUUUUGGUCAAUGACCUGGAAUCUGAGUUGGCAAUCAUUCGGGUCAAUUGUGAUUGUAUUGAUUAUUUGGCUUAUAACACCAUGAGCAAUUAUAUCGAUAGCAAUGAGGGUGAUUUCGAUAUCAACAAUAGAUUGACUGAUUUGUUGUCAAAUAUUUUUAUAAAAGCCAAAGCACUUAAAAUGAUCGACAUUAAAGACAUUAUUAAACACAAUAUCUAUAUCGAGACAGACGACACCUCGGUCAAACAGACGACCCUAAUUGAACGUAAUAAAUAUAUCUCUGACUAUAACAAAAUCACAACUAGAGAUAUACAAUUAAAUUCAAACAAUACCAAACAGCAAACAAUUGUUGUAAAUAUUACCGAGAACAGUUGCCUAAUUAAAUUGUACAAGUUGGACAUCAGCAAAUUGGGCCGUUUUAUUACGAUUAGUUACCAGAUUGACAAGGCUACUUGUGAGCUCAAAUUGACAUUGAUGGCCAAGAAGGCAAACACCAGGUAUUCAAGCGAGACAAGAGUUGACCAGGUCAAUUUACACCUAACUGAAAACAACAUACGGACCCAGAAAAUGAUGAUGGCAGAGUUUGGCAACAAAAACAUCACACCCGAUAGGCCAGCAUUGGCAUACAAUGAGCGCCAAAAUGUGCCAGGCACAUCUGGUCAUAGAGAGGGCAAUAUAAUCGGUAGUAUAAGUACCGUUAAUAGUAUGCCCGGAGCCGCGCCGGCAGUCAUGGCUGGCAAUGAAUGGACAGAGUUUUCGGUCAAAAUUAAAACCGGUUUAGAGUCUGAGAGAGUGGGAGGGGAUCAAGAGAUUGAGCAAGCUCAUUUGAGAGCCAUCGAACAGGAAUUGGAUCAAGAGCAACCGAUUGCCAUCGAUGGUAGUUACACCAAGGUGUUUCUAGAGCGAUACGAUGCCUACCACAAGCACAUAAACAACCUGGACACUCUCAAUCGCACGAAUGACCAAGAAGCGUUGACAACUAAAUUGAACCAGUUGUAUAAGCGUAUUGACGGGCUCAGGGCUAAUUUAAACAUGAAUGCUGUAAAACAGUUAAACGCAAUGUACCAAAGAGUUAAAUCUAUUCCUGGCAAAUCAUUCUUGCUUAAUUAUAUUUGGAGGUAUAUAAAAGAGAAUUUGCUAAACACUGUGACACCCGAGUCGGACACUCCACUCAUCGGUUUUGAGUGGAAUAAUGGGUUAGAGUUGGUUACAAAUGGCAUCUGGUUUUCAACACCAAUGAUCGUAACCAACAAAUCGGGCGAAGAGUUGGCCAUCAUUUUGAUGGACACUCAGGGACUGUACGACGAGAACUAUCCGGAACCCGAUUGGGCCGCCAUUGUUGGCCUGAGUCUACUCAUGUCGUCCACAAUAAUAUUCAAUGUGUUUAACAGUCUAUCGGAAGACGUGUUGAAAAUUAUGCAUCAGUUUCUUGAGUUGGGUUUAGAGGCCGUCCGGACGGGCGGUGCAGAUACUCGUGAGACCACUACCGGUGCUCUCAAUGAUAAACCAUUUCAACAGUUGGUGUUUACGAUCAGGGACUGGACGAGUCCGCACAUUCACCCGUGCGGAGCCGAUGGUGGCCAUCAGUAUCUAAAGAGCAAACUGCAAGUCAGGGCCAAUCAGGCACCAGCCGCACAAAAGGCCCGACAAAUUAUUGAUGACUGUUUUGAUGGCAUUGAAUGCUAUCUAAUGCCGGAGAGGGGACCGGAGGCCCGGGCGGCUGAGUUUGAUGGCCGGCGCCCACAACUGAGCGCUGAGUUCAUUGAAAUACUGGACGAGUUUUGCCGUAAAAUUUUAGCGCCCGACAGAUUGACACCUAAGAUGACCGGCGGGCGGCCGUUGACGGGCCGGGCUUUUGGUCAGUACAUCAAAGUCUAUGUAGAUAUGUUCAAUAGCGGUCAGAUCCAGGGGUGCGAUAUGUUGGAGGCCCUGAGCAAAAUUACCGACCAUCAUCUAAUUAAUCAAAUUAAGGAUGAUUAUCAACUUAAACUACAAGACCUAAUCAGUGAUGAGCGCCGGGAGGGUCGCAGUCGACGUGAAUUGACGGUCGAGACGGACUCUCUGGGAGACAAAUGUCGGCAAACAUUUGAGUCACAGAAAAAAUCGGCAAACGAUCGUACGGUACGGGAGUUGCGGGAAGUGUUGGCCGCGGCCUUAACUGAGAUGACCGGUCGAGCACUGGACGAGUACGACAGGCGCCGGGCGGUGGCCGCCGAGCGAGUGAUUGGCGAUUUGGUCGACCAGUUUAAGGCCACAAUCGGCCCAAUGGGUUCCGGGCACGAGUACUACGGCGAGCAUGAGUUUGAGACAAUUAUGUCUAACAAGAUCGUUGAGUUAACGGCCGAGUUAGAGCUGUUCUGUCUUGAAGAUGAUGAGUUGUUGGCCGCCAAUCAAGAUAAAUUUAAAAAUCAAAUUGAUUUUCACGGCAAAGCAUUUAUGGAAGAAAAUCGGCGCCGAAUACAGGGGCUGAAAGAGUUAUACGAUUCAGAACUUACUAGGCUAAAAGCUGAUUAUGAUCAGACCAUGGGCGAUCUAUUCACGGACCCUGAGCAAUCAUAUCACCCAGACGACCUGGAUACACUGCAAACUACGACUACCGCUGACACACUAACACAAUUAAACCAAUACACGGCGAACAACCACGCUGUACCAAUCGAGCCCUACAAAACUAACCUGGGCAACUACUGUCAAAGCAAGUACACCGACUAUCUGGAGAAAAACGGCAUUCGGCGCGAGAGGGCCGAAGUGGAGGCCCGGGAAGAGCUCCGGGAGCUGUGCGAUGAUUACGAGCACGAGUUGGAGCGCUUGAUAGAGUUGGGUGCGGCCGGUGCCGACACUUUUGACGAGUUCCGACCCGAGGCUCGAGCUGUGGAACAGCGAAUGGUGGCCGAGCGCCGGGACCGACAGCGCCCGGCCGGUGGCGCCCGGCGUCCAGCGUUAGACAUGCGCGACGUGAGCGCCCGGUUCGCCGAAAUACUGGCCGACAGUCAGUAUAUAUUUCUGGAGAAGAAACGAAAGGAGGGUUUGGCUACUGAGCAGCUCCUGGACGCUGUGCUCAAGGCAUACACCGAGCGAAUGGCCCGACACCGGGAGGACACGGCGUACAUCAAGUCCGACCGACUUGACCAGAUUCACGGUAAACUGUGCGACGAUCUAUUGGCCGAGUUUGACCACAAACGCCAACAUUUGACCAUGGACAAAUUUGCCGACAUGGUGAGCGAAAUGUUGGCCCGCGUGUAUCAAUCCGUACGCGACGAUAACGAUAAAAAUACGCCAACUUUACCGGCCAUCGGCAUUGACCUGGGCACAACCAACUCGUGCGUGGCCUACUAUAAGCCAGACAAACACCGAGGUGAGGUGAUUGUGUUCAAAAAUGACCGUGGUCACCCGACUACACCUUCGGUGGUCGAGUACAAAGCCGCUGAACAGGAGGUGAUUGUGGGCGAUGUGGCCAAAGAGAACCAGAUAUCGUCUCCCAGACAGACCUUAUACUCAAUUAAGCGUUUGAUUGGCCGUAAGUACAGCUCCGAUGAGGUGACUACCGAUCGGAAACACUGGCCCUUCCGUGUGAUAGACAUGGGUCAGGACGAGCCGGGCCUCGAGGUGGAGACCAGUCCGGGUAAGACCGAACGGUUUAUGCCCGAAGAGGUGUCGGCACAGGUGUUGAAAAAGAUGAAAGAGAUCGCUGAGCAACGGAUGAGCACCGGUGACGAGCGGGUGGUCAUAGAAAACUGCGUGAUCACUGUGCCGGCAUAUUUUAACGAUGCCCAACGCGAGGCCACGAUAGGCGCGGCCACAAUGGCCGGCCUACACGUGUUGCACAUUAUGAAUGAACCCACGGCCGCGGCGCUCGCCUAUCAGAGCAACCGAUUUGAUGAUCUUAGAACCAGGACCGUGUUGAUAUACGACUUUGGGGGUGGCACGUUUGACGUAUCGAUACUAGCGCUAGAGGGCGGCGAAGUGCGCGUGUUGGCCACGCACGGCGACAAUCACCUAGGUGGCGACGACGUGGACAACAACAUGAUGGACCGUUGUUUGGCAGAGUUUGAGCGCCAGACGGGUCAGGCGGUGGACGUGCGGACCGACGCCGGAGCCGUGGCUCAGAGGCGACUUAAACGCGAGUGCGAGCGCCAGAAAUGGGACCUCAGCGAGACCAACUCGGCCAGGGUGACCAUCAACAACUUUUUCGACAACAAUCACCUGGAUGUCGAGCUGACCCGCAAGGAUUUUAACACAAUGAACGCAGCGCUGUUCGCCAGUACAAUGGACUGCGUGAACAUCGCGAUGGGUAUAGCGGGUAAAACACCCAGGGACAUUGACGAUGUGAUCUUGGUGGGCGGCUCCACGCGUAUACCCUAUGUGCGCGAGAUGUUGGCCGACGAGUUUCUCAAUAAGAAUCUGUGCCAAUCGAUUGAUCCGGAUUUGGCUGUGGCCGAGGGGGCGGCCAUUCAGGCGGCCAUAUUGAACGGUAACCAGGCUCAACGACUGGGUAAAUUACGUGUGCUUGAUGUGACGCCCUAUAGGCUGGGCGUAGCUAAAGAGGGUGACCAGUUUUCCGAGAUUGUAGAGGCCCAGUCGAGCAUACCGUGUUCUAGGUCAAAAACAUACCGCACAGUGCAAAAUGGACAGACUAGCAUUGACGUGGAGGUGUACGAGGGCAAUGAACCAAUGGCCAGCGCUAAUCGGCACCUGGGUCGAUUUACCGUGUCCAAUAUACCGCCCGGACCGGCCGGCGAGCAUACGAUCCAGAUCAUUUUUGACAUAGACGAUGAUGGCAUUUUAAAGGUGCGCGCGCUCAAUCUGUCCACUGGUCAAACUGCCGACGGUAUUGAAGUGGUCAAACACAGUGGCCGACUCACUGCUCAGCAGUUGCAGGAGCGCGCCAUCUAG